GAAUGACAGGUAAGAAGAAGAAUGGAGGGGUUGUGUCGACCGAGCAAUCUCUGGGUUAGAUUACCGCGCCCAAAGACCAGCCACACAGAUAAGCCCGACCGCCAGGAAGAGUACAUUGGUGGAGCAUGCUGAGAAUGGCUGCGUGGAGGAGAGUCUUUGUCUAUGGCACACUUAAAAAAGGCGAACCCAACCACCACUGGUUGACGAGCGUGGAGAAUGGCCAGGCCAGGUUUCUCGGAAAGGGUACGACGGCGGUAAAGUUUCCCCUUGUCGUGGGCACUCGCUACAACAUUCCAUUUUUGCUGGCCCGCCCGGGUAAGGGCACUCACAUAGAGGGGGAGAUCUACGAGGUGGACGAGGCCAUGUUCGGGAAACUCGACCAGCUGGAAGACUACCCAGACUACUAUGAUCGCGAGGAACAGCAGAUCCAUACAGAGCAGAAUGAGAGCAUCCAGUGCUGGUUGUACUUAAUCCGGAAUUUUCCGGAUAGGCUCCUGUCCAAAAAGAUGCUCAGCUCGUACCACAACACAGCGGAGCAGCCCUACAAUGAGAACUAUCUGGAGAGCACGCCGGACGACAUCUGGUCGGAUGAGUGAGAGGAUAACAUAGCCUCGUUUUAAAAAAAGUGCUCUUUAUAAACGGAGUUCAACGCAUGGCUAUUAUUCGUAUUCUAUUACAUUGAUUCCAUACUUUAAAAAAUGCAAAACGAAAUGAA
Drosophila ananassae is the source of this 715-nucleotide messenger RNA. Its product is annotated as putative gamma-glutamylcyclotransferase CG2811. Gene Ontology annotation, molecular function: gamma-glutamylaminecyclotransferase activity. The record is from RefSeq and is a predicted model, not a curated record. Lineage: Eukaryota; Metazoa; Arthropoda; Insecta; Diptera; Drosophilidae. The coding region runs from base 126 to 596 and encodes 156 amino acids. The transcript is spliced from 3 exons.